Teleopsis dalmanni is the source of this 1097-nucleotide messenger RNA. RefSeq names its product probable GDP-L-fucose synthase (gene Gmer). The record is from RefSeq and is a predicted model, not a curated record. Bases 113 to 1078 code for a protein of 321 amino acids. The transcript is spliced from 4 exons. Gene Ontology annotation, molecular function: GDP-L-fucose synthase activity. NCBI's taxonomy places the organism in Eukaryota, Metazoa, Arthropoda, Insecta, Diptera, Diopsidae. Gene Ontology annotation, biological process: nucleotide-sugar biosynthetic process.
AAUUGUUGAGUUGUCUUUUACUUUAUUUGCGUAUAUUUGCCAAGUGCUCAAGUGUUUGCUAAUAACAGAAAAGAUUUGUGCACAUAAAAUAUAAUUUUGUAUUGUUGUUAAGAUGGAAAAAAUAUUAGUAACAGGCGGUACAGGAUUGGUAGGAAAGGCACUCGAGGAAGUGACAAAAACAGAAAAACAAAUAAAUGAAGUAUGGUAUUUUGCCGGCUCUAAAGAUGGCGACCUCACAAAUCUGGAGGAAACAGAAGCGCUCUUCCAACGCAUCAAGCCUACUUGUGUGAUACAUUUGGCAGCUAUGGUUGGAGGCUUGUUUCAUAAUAUGAACAACAAUUUGGAUUUUUUGCGUGAAAACAUGAAAAUAAAUGACAAUGUGCUACACACAGCAUAUAAAAGUAAUUGCAGCAAAGUAGUGUCUUGCCUAUCAACAUGCAUAUUUCCAGAUAAAACCACAUAUCCUAUAGAUGAAACUAUGGUUCACAAUGGCCCGCCACAUCCCUCAAAUUAUGGUUACUCUUAUGCGAAACGCAUGAUCGAUAUCGCAAACCAAGCAUAUCAUGAUAAAUAUGGUUGUAAAUUUACUUCAGUCGUUCCAUGUAAUAUAUUUGGUCCAUAUGACAAUUAUAAGCCUGAAGUGAGUCAUGUUAUUCCUGGCAUGAUACAUCGUAUGCACAAAUUGAUUAACAGCGAUACAGAUAUUAGUGAAAGUGAAAAGGUUUUUACUGUUUUUGGCAGUGGUAAGCCUUUGCGUCAAUUUAUUUACUCUUUGGAUUUGGCAAGGUUGAUUAUGUGGGUGCUCAGAAGUUAUGAGAGCGUUCAACCUAUAAUUUUAAGUGUAGACGAAGCACAAGAAGUAUCUAUUUAUCAGGUUGCUGAAUCAAUUGCAAAAGCAUUUAAUUUUAAGGGUAAAAUUGUUUGUGAUACAACUAAGGCUGAUGGUCAAUACAAGAAAACUGCUUCCAAUGCUAAACUACGUUCACUGCUACCAGAUUUCAAAUUCUCUGAUUUUGAAAAAUCAAUCAAAUCAUCAGUGGAUUGGUAUAUUGAAAACUACGAGAAUGCGAGAAAAUAGUAAAUUUAAAUUUUUUGAU